AUGUCAAAUUUAACUACUUCAAUUCAGUUAACUAAACAAUCAACUUAUAAAUUAAAUAAUGGUCAACACAUUCCUGUCGCCGGAUUUGGAACUUAUUUAAUUGAUGCUUCUAAGACAAGCGAUUUAGUUUAUCAAGCCUUGAAAGAUGGUUAUAGACAUAUAGAUACUGCUAUGGUUUAUGGAAAUGAAAAAGAGGCAGCUGAAGGUAUCGCCAAAUUCUUAAAAGAUUAUCCAGAUGUUAAAAGAGAAGACAUUUGGUUCACAACCAAAAUUUUCAAUGAAUAUCAAGGAUACGAAAAGACGAAAGAAGCAGUUGAAAUAAUAAGUAAAGAUGUUAAACAAUAUAUUGAUUAUGUUGAUUUAAUAUUAAUUCAUUCACCAAAAACUUCUAAAGAUAAAAGAUUAGGAACAUACAAGGCAUUACAAGAAUUUGUUAUUGAUCCAAAUAAUAAAGUUUUAAAUGUUAAAUCAAUUGGUGUUUCAAAUUAUGGAAUUGAUCAUUUAGAAGAAUUAUUUGCAUGGGAUGGAUUCUUAAUUAAACCAGUAGUAGAUCAAUUAGAAUUACAUCCAUUUUUACCAAGAUUGAAAUUAAGAGAAUAUUUAAUCAAACAUGAUAUAUUAGCAGAAGCAUAUUCGCCAAUUACACAAGGUAAAAGAUUAAAAGAUCCAGAAUUACUUGAGUUAAGUGAAAAAUACAAUUUAUCCCCAGUAGAAAUUUUGCUAAAAUGGGCAUAUUUACAAGGAUUUAUAGUUUUAGUUAAAACUGAAAACCCGAAAAGAAUAAAAGAAAAUUUAAAUAUUUUACCUGAUGGAAUCAAAAAUGGUGAUGAUGAUGAAUUAGAAGAAAAAAUUCAUUUAGGUAAAGUUGAUUUGGAACCUGAAAUUAUUGAAGCUUUGGAUAAACCUGAAUCUGCUGAAGUUUUAACUUGGGGUGGUAAAGAUCCUACUUUAUUUAAAGAUGGUGAUAAUUAA
This is a messenger RNA of Lodderomyces jiufengensis, 972 nucleotides long. RefSeq lists its product as uncharacterized. The transcript has 2 exons. Gene Ontology annotation, molecular function: oxidoreductase activity. Bases 1 to 972 code for a protein of 323 amino acids. The record is from RefSeq and is a predicted model, not a curated record. NCBI's taxonomy places the organism in Eukaryota, Fungi, Ascomycota, Pichiomycetes, Serinales, Debaryomycetaceae.